Messenger RNA from Saccostrea echinata, 3272 nucleotides. Its product is annotated as cyclic nucleotide-binding domain-containing protein 2-like. The record is from RefSeq and is a predicted model, not a curated record. The transcript has 12 exons. Bases 793 to 2841 code for a protein of 682 amino acids. NCBI's taxonomy places the organism in Eukaryota, Metazoa, Mollusca, Bivalvia, Ostreida, Ostreidae.
AAUGUAACAUUAAUAUAAGAAAAUCUAUAGAUAAUUGUGUUGGUUUUAGCUAUAGUAGGCGAUUAAGUCAGGCCUCCGAACCAUGUACGGUCAAUGGUUGACAAAAUCUGUAAUAAAUCUUGUAGCACUGUGCGAUUAUUUCAAUGUCGUCCAGACAUAUCUUGUCACCCGAAUUGAUUUAGAUUUCCUAAUAAAUUUCACAAAUAUCAAUAAUCACCCAAAACGCGCCAGAAGUAUGGAUGUUGAACACCCUACAUAUUUACAAUCGCAUGUUUCCGAGUUACAGACAAUAUAAAUUGUAACUGUUGAAUUUAUCGUGACAUGAUUCCAUUCAACAGGAGGAUUCUGAAUUAAUUUACAAGAUGUACAGCCUAACUUACGUUGAUGUGAGAACAACCACUAUAUACAAGUCCGGAGGUGUAAUCAUUACUUUUGUUGGGACUACACUUCUAGAAAUUUGGACCAAAUUCCGCAGUAAUAAUCCCACGUUGCCGAUGUGUUUUGGAUGACAAUAAAUACAUAUCUUCUCAGUAAACGACUUUUUCUUUCGAGGAUUAUUGAAGGAAUAUGAAGAUAACAGUUUUUAAUCAAGUCUCUCUAGCAUACAGGAAUUUUCAGUAUUUACCAAUACCACACAGAAUCAAUUGGAAAGUUUGCUCAGCCAAUUGUAGAAGAUAAGUCAUCUGAUAUUCUGUUUACCAUUAAGUGCAAUUACAACUAAUUGUUGCAGUUUGUCAUUGUUCAAACAUAAUUAAGCGUUUUCUAAUCAUCAAAUACCAGUAUCGCUGGAAGAUGAUUCCCACAAGAAAAUUAAUUGAAGCUACGAAAGGCGAGGACAGAGUCUUCAGGCGUCGGUCAGAUUCACAAUUCGGGAGGAAGUUUAGUGAUAGUAACAUCCCUUAUACAUCGUCAAGUUCUAAAUUGAGGAAAGAUUCUCUUUCGGAGUUUCCACGGAGACUAAGCGUAAAAUCGGAUCAAGGUCAUCAAAAGUCUAGGAGUAGCAGCAUUGACGUUUUUUACCAAAGCAGACGAUUUAGUCGAGAUGACGUCAUGGAGACAUCAGGAUUUACAAAGAGUAAGGUUUAUCCAAUAACCGAAAGGAAAAUUUUAGAAAGUGUCGAUGGACUGUACUUGUCAAAGACUAAACUGAUGAAGACUAGAUCAACAAAUAAUAUUGGUCUACCACCAUUGAAUUCCUCAAAGUUAUCGAAAAAUUCACGAAAAACACAGCGGCCAACCGGAAAAUUCCUAAGGCGGGUCAGAUCAGAAAAUAAUGUCAUUCCACCCCCUUUCAAGAACAGAAUCUUGCCUUUGGUCAGAUUCCGACGUGCAGUGAAAACCAUACAAGUGCUCCUGAAGGCGACACUCACUAAUUCUCAGGGACAGCGCCAUGAUCUGCUGUCUUGGGCCCACGAGGACAUCAGUUCCUCCAAGAGGGAAUAUGAAAUGUUUGGUCUUUCUUUCGAUCCCGGAGACUUUAGAGCAAAGAAAGAGACUAUUCUUAGUAAUGAGGCCAAAGCCAUCUUGUCCAUGGAGCCAGAGCGUAGGACGGAAGAACAGAUGAAGGUGGCGCUGCUGGCGCUGAAUCAGGCAGUAGAAGCAUUCAGUGAGUUUCCGAUAACCAUGCAGAAAUCUUUGGUACGAGUCGGCUGGUAUGAACACUUUGAAGACAAACGGGUAAUAAUAAGACAAGGUCACAUGGCUGACAAUUUCUACUUCAUUUUGUCCGGAACAGCUGUUGUCACUAUCCUGCAGACAGACCCCGAGACGGGGGAUCAGGUUGUUCGAACAGCAGCUGUCUUGAAAAAAGGGAACAGUUUUGGGGAGUUGGCGCUUAUGCACGGUGCGAAGAGGAGCGCUACGGUUACUUGUAAGAAUAGCGUGGAGCUUCUAGCGGUGGGUAGAGAGGACUUUGUGGAUAUAUUCAUGCCCAUGGAUAAAGAUCAGGAACCUGAGCACAUCCGCUUCCUGCGGACGGUCCAUUUACUGAAAGGAUGGCCAAUAGAAAAACUGCCGUAUCACGAUACCAAGACUUGUUGUUUUACUUACUUUAGGAGAGGAUUGCUAUUAUGUAAAGACAGUAACGUUAGUGACUGGGUCUACAUCAUCAAGACAGGGUCCUGUAGGGUCCUCAAGUCACUACAUUCUGCCAAACCAAAUAUACCAGGAUUAUUAUCCAACCAAAAAUUAACAAGGUCACUGCUUCGUCUCCCUCCAAUAUCCCCACCAAAGUCUUCCAAGAUAUCAUUGUCUUCAUCUACGUUAUCAUCUGACAAAUCUCCUCGCUCAGACUCCUCAUCUGGAACACCACGCCCUCAGAAACAUAAAUGUACAAUACAGCAUCUCUCUGACAUUCUUCAUAAACCAUAUCAUGAGGAUUCAACAGAACACGAAGAGCACCAAAGACUGCUGGACCAAAUCUUUACUCAGAAACAUGCCUACACAUCUAAAUGGGGAAAGAGAACAUCCCCAAAAGUUUCCGAGCCGGAUAGUGCAUCCAAACGUCACAAACCAGACACAGUUUACGUACAAAUACAGAAAUUAGGACCAAGGGAAACUUUCGGUGUUGAACAAGUUGCUUUUGGGCGAAUUGGAAAAACUACAAGCACUAUUUUGGUUUCUGAAGGAGCCGAAUGCAUCUUAAUCAAUAGGAAAUUUUUCCAACAAUAUUUAACUGACGAAGAGGCAAAAAGAAUACGGAGAACACUGCAACCAAUACCUUCUGAGGAGAGCCUGCAACGGAAGUUACAGGACAGUACAAACUGGGAGGCGUACAAAGCCCUCACUGUUGUCAACCAUAAGGUGCACCAGAAAACCCAUAAUGACGCCCAUUUCUUCUGAAAUUACCACAGCCAUAUAAAGUGGUUUAUAUUAAAAUUGAACGCAACCUUAAGCAACUCUAAGAUUUAAUGAACAAGAUUUGUUAAUGAUUUAAUGAAGAGCAGAGAAUAGGAGAGAAAAGAAGUGAAAGCUGAGCGAUCUACUUAGAUAUUGACAUUAAAUUAUAUUAAUGAAUCCCAUUUGUAGACAUCUGAGAUGUAGUUAUUCAGCACAUGAUCAAAACAAAAGGUGUUUGUUCUGUCCUUAUCGUGCAUAAAGAACUACCGGAAAAAAUUGUUCUUCUGUGUACAGAUGGUAAAAAAUGAAAAAAAAAAAUGUUUGAAGCGGUUGUCUAUAAUAGACAAAAUUCAGAUAUGACGUUGUUAAUUCUUUAACCGUGUUGAAAUGAUGUGUCUUUGAACAGGACAUUAGUAAAUUUUAACAUGACGAAA